AUGGUUGUGCCUUCCGAUAAUCCGCCCUCGUCUGAGGGCCUAAACGUGCCGACAGUGUCUCGAGAAGCUAGCAGCACUCCCGCGCCAACCUCCUCAAGUCGCGGUUCUGCCGCCAGCAAAUUCAAGCCCAAGGCCGUUCGUCGUAGUGAGACAGAGCGCGCGCGCAUCGCCGAAGAGCAGUUGAGGAUACAGGAACAGAGGAACGCUGAAGAAGCGAGGCGACUCGCUCGCCUUAACCGUGGUCGUGGUCGAGGACGUGCCCGAGGUCGCGGUGGAUUCAAUUUCCGGACCGCAGGAGCUGCUGGCCCAUUGGCGGCUGGAUUGAGUUUCGGCAGUGGAGGUUCGUCGGGCCAAGGUGGCUACGCUUUUGCAUCCAGCUCAGGCUACGUUAAAAAUGAAGGCCAAGGCCAAGGAGAGCGGAGCACCUACGGCGCGUCUGGUAUCGUCGAUAAUAGCAGGAUCAACGCCGACCUACUCUACAACUACGUCGAGAUCUCGGACGAGGAAGACCAAGCUUCCAUUACAUCGACCCAGAAGAAGAAGAAGAAGCCCAUCAUGCCCAUGGGUAUCCGGCGUGUUGAGCACAAAGACGAGGGUGUCACCAUGACGACAGCCGCGGAGAUUGAGGCCCAAGAGAAGGCCGGCGCCGUGGAAGAGGAGUCGGACGACGACGCCUUGUUUGUCAGCCGAGCCGCCCAAGUCGAGGAUUUCGACGAGGCGCCUAUGGAUGAAGGCGUCGGCGAGCCGGCCCAGACACGCAACAUCAAGAAGGAGGAGGUUGAGGCUGGUGCAAUGGACCUGGACGAACUUCCCGAGGGCCAGCGCAUCAAGGCGCCCGAGUCUCCCGAGCUGAAGAAGAAGGUCCUUGUGGGCCAGCAGAAGGCUAAAAAGUCUUCAGCACCAAAGGACCCCGAAGCCGAAGCCAUCGCAAAUGACCUCCAGCGCAUGCUCAAUUUGUUCACCGUUCGAGGCGAGGACGGCCAGGUGGCCGAGGAUGGUACGGCGAACAAUGCUGCGCUCGAAGGCCACAUGUUCCUUUUCCAAUUCCCGCCCGUCCUGCCGCCUUUGCACGUUGUGCCCCGCGACGGCACGUCGGCGAAUCCAAUCGCGAUAAAGCCGGAGCCGGACGACGAUGUGGUCAUGCUGAAUGAGCCACCCGUCAAUAUCGAUCUCACACAGGACGAUAACGCCAAGGUCAAGAAGGAAGACGAGGGCGAAGAAGAGCCGGAGGGGCAGGCGAAAGAGAAGAGCGACGAGCUCAAGGAAGGAGGCUACAUCGGCAACCUGGUUGUGCGCAAGUCGGGCAAGGUGGAGCUGAGCUGGGGCGGACAGAAGUUGGAGCUCAUGCCGGGCAUCCAGAGCAAUUUCUUGUCGACGGCCGUGCUGAUUGAGCACGCGGACAAGAAGCCCGACGAUCCCAGCCAGAUGGCCGGUGUUGCCUAUGGCAUGGGCAAGAUCCAGGGCUCCUUUACCCUCGCGCCAGUGUGGGGUGAUGAGGAGGAGUGGGUCGUGGACCCCAAGGAUCUUGAGGUUCCGGAGAAAUAA
Molecule: messenger RNA, 1545 nt
Organism: Parathielavia appendiculata
Lineage: Eukaryota; Fungi; Ascomycota; Sordariomycetes; Sordariales; Chaetomiaceae
Exons: 2
Coding region: 1-1545 (514 amino acids)
Biological process (GO): tRNA transcription by RNA polymerase III
Cellular component (GO): RNA polymerase III complex
Molecular function (GO): DNA binding
Source: RefSeq, a predicted model, not a curated record